CAUUUUUUAAUUUCUUCUCCUUUUUUCUAAAGAUUUUCUCUCUCUCCAUAUCAAAACCUCCUCUCAUAUUUCUCCAUUCUCUUUCACCAUUUAUUCUCUUCUUUGUUCUCAACUUUCUUCUUUAAUGGCGGAAAUCAACCGGAAUUGUGAGCUUUGUAAUCAACAAGCUUCUCUUUUUUGUCCUUCUGAUAAUGCUUUUCUUUGUCAUGCUUGUGAUUCUAAAGUUCACCGUGCUAAUUUUCUUGUUGCUCGUCAUGUUCGUUUUGUUACUUGCCCUAAUUGUCGUAAAAUGGACGGUGGUUCUAUUACCGGCGUUGGAUUUACUGCUCCGAUGAAUUAUUUCUGCGAUAAUUGCUCGCCUUCUGAUGAUGAUUCUAUGUCGUCUUGUUCUUCGUGCGUUUCGAGUACAGGUGAAGGUGCUGGUGAUGAAGCUCAAACAACGUCGUCGUCGACGAAGAAUAAGAAAUCUGGAUAUGUUGUACGGAGGAGAGUGAAGGGAAUGGUAGUGACGGAUUUGAAGUUGGAAGGUAUUUUGUUAAAUUGGUGUAGUAAAAUGGAGAUCGCGGAGGAAGCGAAGUUUGGACAAGUCGUGACUAUGGCGGUCGAGUUAUUGACCGGUUGUUUAGAUAAAAUUACGAUAUUACCCUUUAGGGUUUCUCUGGCGGCGGCGUUUUGGAUUGCGAUCAAGGUUUGUAAUCGGCGAAACGGAGCCUUUUAUUCGUCCACGUGUCAAGAUCUGAAGAGAGUGGAGCAAAUCUCAGGUGUGCCGGUUAAGCUGAUCUUGGCUGCGGAGGCUAAAAUAGUGCGCGUUGUUAAACGUAGACGAUCAAGUGAUAAUCACGAGGAAGGUUGGGCUGAAUCCUAAAUUUCUAUUUGUAGAUUCAUAACUAAUCAACAUGAAAUGAAAAAAAUGUUAUUCAAUCCAACUUGAAAAAUGAGUAGUAGAAUUGGGGGUUGUAAUUUCUAUGUUGUUUAUCAACAAGAUCUAGAAAUUGGAAUGGGAGAUUUUAGCCUUUUAGGUAAAAAAUGCUUUAAAUUCUUUAUUGGAUGUCUUUUGAAGUAUAGUUUGAGAAACUAAAUAGAGAACAAUGGCUACUUUAGAUUCAAUAUAUUAUACUAUUAUGGGUGACUAAAAUGUAUAUUUGAAUGUACUCAUGUACAUUAUCUAGUUAUUUCAAAACUAAAUUAUUUAGCAUAAUAUAUGUUAUAUAAUUCGUAUUUAA
Messenger RNA from Amaranthus tricolor (Joseph's coat), 1223 nucleotides. Its product is annotated as B-box zinc finger protein 32-like. The transcript has a single exon. The record is from RefSeq and is a predicted model, not a curated record. Gene Ontology annotation, molecular function: zinc ion binding. Bases 125 to 865 code for a protein of 246 amino acids. NCBI's taxonomy places the organism in Eukaryota, Viridiplantae, Streptophyta, Magnoliopsida, Caryophyllales, Amaranthaceae.